CUCAAUCUGCCCUCUACCUUUCUCUCCCCUCCCCCCAUCUGUGCUGUCUUUUAGAGGGGGGAUGCUUGUCACCUACUCCUUGUAGUUCCCACACUAUCCCAUACUCUCUCUCUCUCUAUGUGUAGAGUCUGGACAACCGAGAUGCAGCAAGAGAAAGAAGGAAAGGAGAAAAUGGGGAAAGAAGAAUAAACUCUCACCAUCUCCAUUGCCAAAAGAGAGAGAAAAUAAAGAAGGAAAGCUCCAAUUUUUAUCCAUGGAGAGGCACAGAUGCAACCUUUGCUUCCGGCGCUUCUCCAGCGGCCGGGCCCUCGGGGGUCACAUGCGCUCUCACGUGACUCCCCGCCCCACCAGAGCUCCGCCUCUGCUCCCCUCCCACUCCGCCUCCUCCUCCUCCUUCUCCGCCGCGGACGCGGCGGCUGAUGACGAGACCGCGGCGUUGGCGGGCCUCGGCUACGGCCUCCGGGAGAACCCACGUAAAAGCUUCCGCCUUGUGGACCCGGAAUUCUCGUCCUCCUUCGCCGCCGCGGACGGCGGCGGCGGCGGCGGCUCCUCCGUUGUUCAGGAUCGCGAGAGCGAGACCGAGUCCUCCCUUCCUCCGCCGCUCCGCCGCCGAUCCAAGCGCUCCCGCCGCCUGCCGGAGGCGGCGGUGACCGCGGACGCUGAGCCCCUUAGCUCCAUCUCCGACGUUUCCCCCGAGGAGGACGUCGCCCGGUGCCUGAUGCUCCUCUCCCGCGACGCCUGGGCCAGAUUGAGAGCAGGGGAGCAAGCUGACGACCAGCAGUCUGACGGCUGGGACGAGACGGCGGAGGACGAGGACUACAACGUCGACGGUGAAGACGGCGACGAGGGGAUCGGCUCCGCCGCCCGAUCGCGGCGGAGGGGGCGGCGGAGCAGGUACCAGUGCGGCACGUGCAAGAAGUUCUUCCGGUCAUACCAGGCCCUGGGGGGCCACCGGGCUAGCCACAAGAAGGUGGCCGGCAGCGGGUCCGUUCGCGCCGCCGGUGGCAUCCAGAUCGGCGGAGAGGACUCCUCGGAGUUCAAUGCCAAUCGGAAUUCGAGCCUCCACCGCUGCCCCUUCUGCUCCCGGGUCUUCGGCUCCGCCCAAGCCCUCGGCGGACACAAGCGAUCUCAUCUCGCCUCCUCAUCCUCCCCCGUCGCCACCGCUGCCGCCGCCCAUUCCCCUCCGCUCCCUCCUCCUCUCUCCGCCAACAACAGCAGCACCAACCUCGGCGGCGAGGGCUUCAUCGAUCUGAACCAACCAGCUCCACUGGAGGAGGAAGGCGAGCUCUCGGCUCUCUCCGACGCCACAGAGCUGCAAUCCAAGUGACUUCCUUUCUCCAUUGCGAUCCCUCUCCGAUCCAAACAGAGCUACAUGGCAAGCAAUCUGAGGUAAAUUUAUCGACACAAAACCGAAAUCCAUCUAAAAAUCACAUCUUUACAACCGAAUGCCGUGCAGAGAAACCCAGCCCGAUUCAGCUGACAUCAAUUUCAAAUUUUUAUCAGUUCUUCUUGGAGAGUUCGAUCUGGUUCUUCGGUUACAGUUGCGUACUCCGAUAUUGAACGGUAGAACGAAUCACAAAUCAUCAAAAUCAUCAAGAAAAAAGCUCUUUUUUCUUUGAAUUUACUGUAACUAAGCUUACUUUUCAUUCAAACUUGUUCUUGCGACAGCAAUUAUAAUUUCUUAUCGGUUUUGUUUAGAA
Molecule: messenger RNA, 1700 nt
Organism: Elaeis guineensis (African oil palm)
Lineage: Eukaryota; Viridiplantae; Streptophyta; Magnoliopsida; Arecales; Arecaceae
Source: RefSeq, a predicted model, not a curated record